This is a messenger RNA of Arachis stenosperma, 1092 nucleotides long. Its product is annotated as GDSL esterase/lipase At5g45920. The record is from RefSeq and is a predicted model, not a curated record. NCBI's taxonomy places the organism in Eukaryota, Viridiplantae, Streptophyta, Magnoliopsida, Fabales, Fabaceae. Gene Ontology annotation, molecular function: hydrolase activity, acting on ester bonds. The transcript is spliced from 5 exons. Bases 138 to 875 code for a protein of 245 amino acids.
UAAUAAAAUAAUAAGGCCAGCUCAAUUAUUUAGGCAGCAACAAGUCACUGAGUGAGAGAGAGACUUGUGGAUUUGUAUCGAAUCUAGAUUCAGAUUCGUUUAUUAGUAAUUAAACACUUGAUCAUCGUGCUUGUGACAUGAGGCCAAGGAUUUAUCUGUUGGGUGAUUCAAUCACCGAGGAGUCAUUCACUGAAGGUGGAUGGGGUGCCACUCUUGCCAACCAUUUCUGCCGCAUGGUAGAUGUGGUGCUGAGAGGGUAUAGCGGCUACAACACUAGGUGGGCGUUGAAGGUGUUGGAGAAGGUUUUCCCUGAAGCCCCACCAUCGCAAGGAGAUGGUGAUGGUGGUGGUGGUGCACCAGUCGCUGCUGUCACUGUCUUCUUUGGUGCUAACGAUGCUACCCUUCCAGAUAGGUGUUCUGGUUUUCAGCACGUGCCUCUCAAUGAAUACAAGCACAACCUUCACUCCAUUGUCUCCUUCUUCAAGAAGCUAUGGCCAAAAGCAAUUGUUCUACUCAUAACGCCUCCUCCAAUUGACGAAGUUGCACGUCUUCAAUAUCCGUAUACAGACAACCCACAGGGUCUUCCUGAGAGGACAAACGAAGCUGCUGGCGAGUAUGCUAAAGCAUGCACUGCUGUGGCUGCAGAAUGUGGAGUCCCUGUGAUUGAUCUGUGGACCAAAAUGCAGCAGUGUCCCGACUGGAAGAAAGAAUAUCUAAGCGACGGUUUGCAUCUCACUAAAAAAGGGAAUCAAGUUGUUUUCGACGAAGUGGUGGCGAAGCUGAGAGAUGAAGGCGUGAGUGUUGAAUCAAUGACAGCUGAACUCCCUCUAAUAGCUGAUAUCAAUCCUAAUGAUCCUCUGAAGGCAUUUCAGUAGUAAUAAAAUGAUAUGCCUUUUCUUUGGGGUUAAUGUUGUAUGUUCACCAUUGUUAAAAGAUAUGUUAAUAGCUUUGCAACUUCUGCUAGUUUAUGUAAAAUGAUUUAGGUUUAUGUGGAGAAGUGUUACAAGUUUUCCUUUGAUAAUGGAUAGAUACUUGCAUUGCUCUUGAAUUGUAUUAAAUUACAAUUUUCUGUGUUAAUGAGUUUGAUUUCAU